AUGGCGAAUCGACGUUGCUUGCAAUCUCUAACCCGUUAUUUCCAUUCCAUAAAAUGUCUAACCCCAUUUUCCCAAACUCUUGCUGCUAGCUCCGUCGACGCUCUCAGCCAAACCCUCAACCGGAAACCCAGUCACUACAUUCCCGGCGACAACAUUAAUGUUUACCCGCGUUCGACCGUAUUUACGCGGCAUUUUUGUUCAAGGCACGGGGAUAAUCAAAAUGAUGACGACGAAGGUGUAAAAGAGGAUGAUGACAGUGAAGGGGGAGAAGAGGAAGAAGACGAAGAAGAAGAAGAAGAAGAAGAAGAAGAAGCUGCGGGUGAAAACGAGAGCCCUGUUUUAUCAGCUCGUGACAAGGAAAAAGAGGCUGCCGAAAUCGGGUACACAGUCAUUGGUCCGCUUCAGGAGUCAGAUGAGGUUUUCAAACCGUAUGAGCCGGUUUUUGCUGUUGUUCAGAUUGGAUCACAUCAGUUCAAGGUGAGCAAUGGGGAUAGCAUUUACGUCGAGAGAUUGAAGCACUGUGAUGUCAACGACAAGUUGGUCCUCAAUAAGGUUCUUAUGCUAGGCUCACAGACACAGACAAUAAUUGGUCGGCCAAUUUUGCCAGAUGCAGCUGUUCAUGCAGUUGUUGAGGAGCAUGCAUUAGAUGCUAAAGUCAUCGUAUUCAAGAAAAAAAGAAGAAAGAACUACAGAAGAACUAAAGGUCAUCGCCAGGAAUUGACCAAGUUAUGUAUAACGGAUAUACAAGGGAUUGAGAAACCAGAAAAGGUCGCUCCUUUAAAGAAAGAAAAGAAAGAAAAGGUUGCUGUUGGAGGUUAAUUGGUGGAAGUAUAGAAGGAGACUGGUAGGCUGAUUUCUAUUGCUUUAGGGAAAUUUUGUUCUUAAGCAAAUUUUUUUUUUUUUAAGGUUUUCUUUUCUUAUCCUAUCAGUUCCUUCUUUUUUCUCUCAUUUUUGUCCAAGAGCUGAAGAUUGAUGUGUAGCAAUCAGUAUUUGAAUUUUCAUGUAUCUGCUGUUUGAAACUGUUUUUACUCAGUCAUUGUAUUUUUUAAUGGAAAAAAUAAUACUUUGGUGUUUAACUUUUCAUGCUUAGAACUUAG
This is a messenger RNA of Striga asiatica, 1097 nucleotides long. Lineage: Eukaryota; Viridiplantae; Streptophyta; Magnoliopsida; Lamiales; Orobanchaceae. The record is from the annotation of a GenBank genome assembly.